Molecule: messenger RNA, 3416 nt
Organism: Hippopotamus amphibius kiboko
Lineage: Eukaryota; Metazoa; Chordata; Mammalia; Artiodactyla; Hippopotamidae
Gene: NOPCHAP1
Product: NOP protein chaperone 1
Exons: 4
Coding region: 39-611 (190 amino acids)
Biological process (GO): box C/D snoRNP assembly
Molecular function (GO): box C/D methylation guide snoRNP complex binding
Source: RefSeq, a predicted model, not a curated record
CGGGUCUGGAGGGACCGCUCUGAAGACUAGAGAGCAGCAUGGAGGUCCACGGUGAACCCCAGUUAGGCCCGAGCUGUUCGUCGUCUUCCCCGGACGGCUCGGGGGUCUCGGUGUCCAAGGAGCUGCUGACGGCGGGGAGCGGCGGACGCGGAGGUAUAUGGGACAAGUUGCUCAUCAACUCCAAGCCUAAUUCCAGGAAGAAUUCCACUCUUCAAACAGUUCGGAUAGAGAGGAGUCCCUUACUGGACCAAGUACAGACCUUUCUGCCGCAGAUGGCUCAGGCAAAUGAAAAGCUAAGAAAAGAAAUGGCAGCUGCCCCACCUGGGCAUUUCAAUAUUGAAAAUAUUGACGAGACUCUGGGAAAAGUUAUACAAAUGGAUGUGGCCUUGUUUGAGAUGAAUCAGUCUGAUUCAAAAGAAGAGGACAGUUCAGAAGAGAAUUCCCAAAACAGUUCAGAGGACAGUUCAGAAUCUGAGGAUGAAGGUGACAGCACCUCUUCUGAAGGUGAAGUCACCAUCGAUAACAUUAAGCUUCCUCAUUCAGAAGAUGGAAGAGGCAAGAUAGAGGUUCUGGAUAGUCCUGCCAGUGAAAAAAAAGAAACAGGGAAAUAAAUGAUCCAAGAAACAGGUGAUAGAUGCCUGGUAAUUCUGUGAAAAAGAAUGUGGCUCGCUGGUUGUUUUGCAUUUCGGAUACCUGUGGUGUUUUUUUUGCAAUAUUGAAUGUAUUUUGUUUCUUGGAGAAACAGAAGCUGGCUUUUAAAGAGUUGGAAGAGAUAGCAUUUGGGGAUCUUCUAAGAGCAGACUGUAUUUGAUCUCAUGCUAAAGAGAUUUAGUUUAGGAAGCUUAACUUUAUGUACGGUGAUAAGUGCAUUUGUUGGCAUCCUCUUUCCUCAGCAUAGACUUCAGAAAUCUCAGACUUUAAAAAUACAGAUCGCCUGUUUGUUUUUGUUUUAAAUUGUCCUCUUGCAUAAAACAACCUAGGUUGGGGGUUUUUUUAGGCUAUUAUAAAGUCAAAUUUAUUUGUUACCAUCAGAAUGGUUCAAUGAAGGAGAAAUUUUUUAAAGAAAUUUUUUACAAAGAAAAGAAUUACUUAUAUUUAGCUGCCCUCAGACAUAUCUACUUUAAUUAAAAAAAAAAUUCCUUUUCAGUUUGAGCUGGAAAACUGGUGCUCUGUGGUUUAAUCACUGUUGGUGACUCUGCAGCCCCUCAGUGCAUAUAGAAUUUACUGGUUGGAAAAAUUCCUGGGUUUUUUUGGUUUUGUUUUUUUCUUUUCCUCAUAAAGCAAUUUUUUGUUUGUUUCAGCUAUUAAAAUUAUUCCUUACAGUUUCCCACAGUUUUGAAACCUGUUAAUUGUAGGGGAUAGGGACACCCAGGAUAAAUAGGGCACAGGUCAUAAAAAGGUGGUAGCUGGUUUUACCUUUCAAAAGGCAAAAUGAUCCUACAUUGGAAUGUCCUUUUUGCCUCAUUCUUGACCUUAUUUAACUUGUUUGGAUUCUCAUCUGCCAUGGGACUGGCUUUGCUUAGGAUAUAGACCUGAGAAUUUAAAGAACUGUCUCCAAAUGCAUUGAGCUGAUGAAACGUUGUUCCCUCAUGUUUUAGGAUUUUCUUUUAGCUAUUUUUUUUUCUUACCCACAUUAGUCUCAGACAUCUUAUAAAUACUCUGAAGAUAAUUCUGAAGGUUCUUUCUCGUAUUUCCCGUUGGAAAUUGGAACCUGGGGUGUACACUGAAAGUAUGCAGGAGUGAACAGAUUGGAAAAUGAGACUUCUUAUCUAGAAAGUGUAUUAUGCUAUACUUUAUAGCACCAGACACAUCUGUGAUGAAUUAUUGGUAUAAAUAUUUAAAGAUUGUCUUCUACCAGAUAAUAUUUAUGCAACAUUGUGGGAAGAGUUGCAUUUGUCUGGUUUACUCCUUGGUAUGGUGCAUGGUACACAGCAGGCACUGUAUGAUGUAUAUAGAUAAAUGAAUUAACAGGUAUAUGAGGAUUCACAGGACAUUGAAGCCGUGGUAUCCAUGGGGAUAUGAAGCUGUAACUUCACUGGAAAUACAUAUCCAAGUAGAGAUAGACUGAUGGUCAGUGAAAGAGACUAGUCUGUCUAGAAUUACAUACUAGUAUGUAAAAUUUUAAUACUUCUCUCCUGCUGCGGCUGUCUCGUAUAAUACAACAAGGUAUUCUAUACAGUUAAAGAAGUCAACUAAGUUCAGUUCCUCUGGACAUUCUUAUGACAUAGGAGGAAAAAGAAAAACAAACAUUUAAUAUAUGAUAGGGAUGUCGUUUUAAGUAAGUAAAAUGGUUGAAUUAUAUAAUAUACAGUGUCAGAAGGCUAUUUUUAAACAAAGUUGGAUUCUAGGCUCAUACCAUGUACUAAGAUAAAUUAUAUAUGGAUUAAAUGUUUAAAUAUUCAAUAUAAAGAAAUAAAAUUGUAAGAGUUCCAUCCUAAAACAUGGGUGAAUAUUUAAUAACAGUUGGGCAAAAGUUUGUUUUUUAAAAAGCAGAACAUCAAAGCUAGAAAUCACAAAGGAAAAGAGCAUAAAAUUCAUAAAUAUUUAAAACUAGUGGAUGGCAAAGAAAUUUAAAAGUCAAGGGACAAAUUGGGAAAAAUAUUUGCAAUAUAAGGCAAAGAGUGAGUGUUACUAGUAUAUAAAGGGCUCUUACAAAUUUGUUUAAAAAAGUGACUAGUAUAUCAAUAGGGAACAGGCCUUAGGACAUGAACAGGUAAUAGGAAAAAAAUAUUCAGUCCCAUUUCUCAAAGAAAUGCAGAUGAAACGAAGAUUGUAUAUUUUUGUCAGAGUGGCAGGUGAAACAACAGCUAGUACUUAACUGAGUUCUUUUUGUGUGUCAGUCACGAUUCAGUUUUACAUUUGAGUUACCACCACUCACGCAUGUAUAAAAAUUUAUCGAGUUAUACAUUUAGCAUUUGUGCAUUUUAUAUAUGUUAUACCUUAAUUAAAAAGCUGUUUUGUUUGUAAGCAGUUUGCUCUAUAGUCUCUUGGAAACUAAAUCACCAUCGUGCUUUGGUUCGUCUGACCCUGUGUGUUCUCUGCCUGUUGCUUAGGUGAGGUGAUGGCCACCAUUUGGAGAACAGUUCCGUUCCCACUAAGGCUGAUGAGCUGUUCUCCUCAACCUUGUGUAUUAUCUUUUUUAUGGCUCUUUGACAUCAUAAAUCAGAAAAUUAGGUGUAAUGGUCUUUGAAGCAAAAAUAUUCUUAAUGAAUCUCCUCUAUUCUCAUAAUACUUUGUGAAUCAAAUAUGGUACUUAUAAAAAAAACUGCCUUGCAAAGUAGCUUGUAUUCCUGUGCCUGAGUCCACUAUUAUGGUAGGAAAGACAAGAAAAGCCUUUCAUUUGCAUUUCCCUCAGUGCCUGGCUUGGUGCCUUUCACUCAGAAUGUACAAUAAAUAAAUGUUCAUGAAACUUUUUU